CCAUCAUCCCCGUCCACGCCGCCGUCUCACUCCCUCCGAAGCGUCUCUGCCAGCCGUGCUGCUCUAACUUCGCCACGCGCCGAGCUCUGAGCGCAUCGAGCCGUGCUUCCGCCUCGCGCCCUCGCCUCGCGCCCGGCCCGCCGCGCCCGUCGCCCGCCAUGGACGUCUCCUCGCUAUCGCAGCACGGCGAGUCGCCUCUCUCGCCGCCCUCGCAUGCGCCCGACGAUGUCGACGACGACUCCAGCACACGCGAUGUGCUGCGUGACGACUAUCACUCUGGCGAGACGCACGAGCAGUCGCACGAGCACCAGCACGGGCACAGCGGCGAGCUGGAGCACGACGAGUCCUACACGCAGGACGUCGACAUGCACGGUCUGAAUGAGGCGCAUCAGCAGCAUGAGCAGCACGACCAGCGUCUCACAGACGAGGCGGCACACAACCUCGUCACCGAGGUCAUCCUGGCGCGGCUGGCCGAGACGAAUGCGCAGGCACAAGCGCAGCAGCAGCAGGCCGCCAUGCAGCAGGGCGACGACGGCAACGGAGGCGAGGCCUCGACGUCUGCACCUGCGCCGCCUCCUCGGCAGAAGCGAGCGCGCACCAGCACGGCAAAGAUCACGCGUCAUCGGCCCAUCACUUCGUGCCUGCAGUGCCGUGCACGCAAGGCAAAGUGCGAUCGUGCGCGUCCGCGAUGCGGUGGAUGUCCGGCAGACAGUCCGUGCACGUACGUCGAUGCGGACAUGCCUACCGAGGCGGUGGUGAGCUCGAUUCAGAACAUCCGGAAGGCGGAAGAGGAAGACGAGGCGCGCCGUGCUGAGGCAAAACGCGCCCGCCUGCGUGGCAGCAUCUCGCACGUGCCAGAUCACCACAACAGCAACGCCUACGAUGCCUCCGCCUCUACGUCCUCAGCACGUCACGCUCUCGUCGAGCGCACCUACGCCCUCGGCAAGCGCAAGGACCUCGACUUCGACGUUCGCGUGAGAGCAUCUCGCGCUGCGGGCGUCGGCGCCAUUCUCUUCUCGUGCAUGCCUACCGCACGCAUGUCUUCGUCGCACGGCUUUGUCCUGCCUGGCGACUUGCAGCCUCUGCAUUUGCCGCAGCCCGACGACGUAGGCCCAUUGCUCGAUGCGUAUCGAGCACACGUCGAGCCCCUCUGCAACGCCGUAGUGAUCGAUCUCAACCGUCCUCGCAUCCGCGCCUUCCUGCGCUGGUGGCACUCCGAUCCCGACAGUCUGCCUGCAGACCCGCCGCUCGUGCCGCUCGUCCUCGUGGUGCUGGCGCUGUCGGUGCAGUCGAUCCGUACCGCAGGCAAGGGAGGCGAGCCGGAGGUGGAUCGCUUCCAUGGAUGCGAUGUGGAGAAGCGUCUGCUGGAGACGGCCGGUCGUUGCAUCGACAACCUGCAGAUCGCAUGCCCCAGCAACUGGUCCAGCGCCUUCAGUGCGCCUCUCGACUUGGUGCGCGCCAGCAUGCUACGUGGUCUCUGGCAUCUCGGCGAGCUGCAUCUGCAGUUUGCCACGUCUUGCUUUGCUGCCACACUGCGCCUGGCACAUGCUGCCGGCCUGCAUCGCGAUCCGAAGCACUGGAAGGGCAUGGGCAAGGAGGAGGCGCAGGCGCGACGCAACAUGUGGUACAGCUGUCUGAUGCUCGAAGUGACGCACGCCCACCGCCUCAACAUACCCUGCUCGAUCACCGGCGAGAGUUUCGACUCCGAGCUGCCCAACGACCACAGCGCGCUCGUCGGUCUCUUCACGCGCGCCUCGGAGAUGCAAGCAGCCCAGGCAGCCGCCACUGGAGUCGCUGCUCCGUCGUCACGCGAGCUGCUGCCGCCCAGCCGCAUGGCAUUCGACUUUCAUCUGGCGCGCUACAGUCUUGCCCGUCUCUUCGCCCAGCGUGGAGCUCAUCCUUCGCGCAACGACCUCGUCAGUGAAGGAGGCGCCGCUCGUAUUGCAGACGUGCUAGCCGAAUGGCGCGCGUCGCUGCCACCGGCCUUCGAGACUGUCCUGCAGCUCGACGAAGGCCCGCUGUGCGGAGCAGGCGCGCUCGACGAGGAAGACGACCCGUACUUCCUCGGCGGCAACGGACGCCUGUCGCCCGAGGACACGCGCGAGCGCAAGCGCAUCGCCUACUUCCAGCGCGUCAUGCUGCGCAUGCUGCACCUCCAGACUCGCAUGGCCAUCUAUCGCCCGCAAUUCGACGUCAGCGGCGCAUGGCGGCCUCCGGGCGAUGCACAGCGUGCCUUGAGAGAGUGCCUGGACAGCGCGCAACGCAUUGUGCACCUCGUCUCGAGUCUCUUCACGUCGAGCCCGCCGCCGCCGUUCCAGAUGUACCACGCCGCCUCGCACCAGCUCUUCCAGGCCGCCGUCAUCCUCAGCGUGCAAUCUGCGCUCUGUUCGCCGUCCGAGGCGUCCGGCGCACACUUCCGCAGUCUGGCACGACCCAUCAUCGACCGCGCCGUCCAUGCCUUCGACCUACUCUCCGGCAAAGCUCCGCUUCACAACGUCUGCGAGCAGGCAGCACGCUAUGCGAGCACGCUUCGAGAGAUGGACGCUGUGCAGCUCGCAAGGCAGGCUACAGCGGCGGCCGGCGGAGCGGAGGCGAAGACGGGAGAGGAGGAGAGCGCGGCUACGGCUGCAAACGCCUCGAACAGCAUGCAGCGUGCUACGCUCGGCAUCCUGAACGCGCAAGGCACGGCGGAGACGAGCACCGAGCUCAGUGCACAGGCCUACACCGCGCACGCUUCGCCUCCUUCUGCCUCUCCGUUGGGCGGAGCAUCGAGCAGCGCAACGCUCGGCGGUGUGCAGCUCAGCGAUGCCGUGCCGACCUCGUGGGCCGAGAGCAGUGGCUCAGGCGGCGCCCAGAGCUCGCAUCAGACGGCGCAGUCUGCGCUCGAGGCGGCACUCUUCGACGAUGCGUGGUGGCACAGCAUCGACGGCUCGUACUCGCAACGCUCCUUCUUCCCUUCCGGACCUUCUUCGGGACCGCGAGCUGUGGACGCCACCAUGGCAAGCCACGGCAACGCCCAAGCAGAUGGCAGCGCGCUUGGAGAGAGCGGCUACGGUGGCCCGAACCUCCCGCCGACGGGCCUCGAUCUGCUCGCGUCGCAGGUCGACCACGCACCGCGCGCAGCUGGCAACGCAGCGCCCACAAGCUGGCAGCAGGAGCAGGCCGAACGCCGUGCGGCACGCGGCGGAGGCGUGGCAAGCACGCUCGAUCCGGCCCUGCAGCAGGCGCCGUGGGAGGGCGGCGGCUCGGGCGCACCGCAGCGCGCCACCUGGGACACUGAGGCGCAGCCGCAGCCGCUCUUGCCGCCGCCUGCGGCGCCGGGCAACGGCAGCAACGGCAAUGGCAGUGGCGAGCCGGUCGGCGGCAACGGAGCAGAGGGCCUGGCGGCCUCGGCGCCGAGCGUGGCCUCGUUUGAGGGAUGGCAGGCCGCGUGGAAGGCAUGGGAGUCGUUCACUGAUCAUGUACUGCAGAGCGAGGGCUAGCUGCACCCCCGGGCGGGCGGCGAGGCCGUGGAGAUGAAAUAUCGCAUACCGUGUCACCUUGAGCUGAGCGAGAGACGCGCAAGGGCAACUAGAGAGACUGUGUAUUGAGAUCCGAGCAGCGGAUAUAGUAGCCGCAGCUUGCCUCGCGCCUGAGCGCUCCCCUCCCUCGCAGUGUCGCCCUCGUCGCUUACAGGCCCAUCUCCUUCUCCUGCAGCUUGGCAAUCGUCUGGCGCUGGAUGUUGCUCGUGCCCUCGUAGAUGGCUGCAGAGCGGGAGGAUCAGCAAGCAGCGCGCAGAAAGAGGGGGACUCCUCGACUCACCGCCGAUCUUCGAGUCGCGCCAGUACUUCUCGAUGCCCGUCUCGCGCGUGAAGCCCACGCCGCCAGCCCACUCGAUGGC
Messenger RNA from Tilletiopsis washingtonensis, 3880 nucleotides. RefSeq lists its product as hypothetical. The transcript is spliced from 6 exons. Gene Ontology annotation, biological process: DNA-templated transcription; regulation of DNA-templated transcription. The record is from RefSeq and is a predicted model, not a curated record. The coding region runs from base 159 to 3482 and encodes 1107 amino acids. Gene Ontology annotation, molecular function: DNA-binding transcription factor activity, RNA polymerase II-specific; zinc ion binding; DNA binding. Lineage: Eukaryota; Fungi; Basidiomycota; Exobasidiomycetes; Entylomatales.